Rodentolepis nana is the source of this 267-nucleotide messenger RNA. The record is from the annotation of a GenBank genome assembly. Lineage: Eukaryota; Metazoa; Platyhelminthes; Cestoda; Cyclophyllidea; Hymenolepididae.
AUGGUGCGGAUGCUUCUCGAAAUUAGUCUCCUUUCAAUAACAUUCUUCCUUUCACUUGAAGCCAACGAUCUUGUCUACCAGGCAGAUAAAUCCUCCAAUCCAUCAUGUUACUUUCAGCUUGAGUGUACAGGAAAGACUGCUCAGGGCGUAGAAAAGGUUCGAGUUCCUAUCCGUUCAGCUCAAGGACCUCCUGGGUCUAAGGGCGAUAGAGGUCCACGUGGAAUUCAGGGUCCUGUGGGACCGCGUGGCAAGUUGAAUUUGUUUUAA